UGCUUUGCUAGCUAAAUUCUAAUUCCAAGCUUCCUACUAGGCAGGCAGAUAGGUAAUUAAAAAGAGGGAAGAAGAAACAUAAUGGUUGGCCAGUUGCUGUUCCAUAUCACUCUGUUCUUGUGGUCUAUGAGUAAUGCACUACUAGCAGUAGCAUCACAAGUGUCAUGUCGUGAUUUGUUGAGUUAGUUAGAUUGCUUAGUCGAGAAAAUUACAAUGUAACAAUACAUAAGAAUCGUGUAGGCUGGUAAUUGAUUGCUUUAGCAAGAAACAGAAAUAGAAAACAAAAUCUUUUUCUUCAAUUCUCUCAGAUUCUUCUCAUUCUCUUUAAUGUUUUCACAUGGAUCGCACCACUUGGACUGAUCAGACUCCGUCAGCAUCGGUCCAAGUAGUUGAGCAGGAAGCUGCUGCAACAGACGUCCCAAUUUUAAUGGGCAUGGAUCUAGAUGUUUUCAACGCUGCAAAAGAAGGCAAAAUUGAUGUCCUCAGGGGACACGAUCCGCAGCAUCUUAACCAAAUAUUGACUCCAACCCGUAACACAGUCCUCCAUGUUUAUAUUGCUUAUGCAAGCACCCCAAAGCUCGUCAAACCUAAAGAAGAAGCGCCGAUCAAGCCAACCAGCGUUGUGGUCGUGGAGGAUAUCCUUCAGAUCUGUCCGACACUGCUAUGGCAGCAGAACGAGAGCGGGGAGACUGCCUUGGACAUGGCGGCCAAACAUGGGCUUGCUGAAAUAGUUGAACUUCUCAUCCAAACUGCAAAAGCCCGUCGUUGUGAAGACCUCGAGCAUGGGGCUGCCGCCUUCUCCUUAUCAUCAUCAUCAGAAGAAGAAGCAGCCUACUGGAAUAUUUACAUAAGGACACUUAGUAAGGAGAAGGACACAGCCUUGCACGAGGCAGUGCGGUUUAAGCACCUUGAUGUGGUGGAGAUAUUGAUCAGAGAAGACCCUGACUUUUCCUACCCUCCUAAUGUUGCCGGGGAGACUCCACUUUAUUUGGCUGCCGAGAGGAGAUACAAAGCUUUGUUCUCCGAAAUACUUCGCACUUGCAAGCAUCCAACUUACCAAGGCCCCAUUGGUAGAACCGCUUUGCAUGCUGCAGUGAUUUACGGUGAUGAAGAAAUGACCAAAGAAAUACUAAACAAGAAAAAAGAUUUGGCGAUAGUGACAGACGAAAAAGGAUGGAGCCCACUUCACUACGCUGCAUUCCAUAGUCGUGCUUCAAUUGUUAGACAACUACUAGAAGCUGAUAAAUGCAGUGCCUACAUGGGUGACGAAGCUGAUAAGAAGACCGCUCUUCACAUUGCAGCCUCCAAAGGCCAUGUUAAUGUAAUGAAACAACUUAUUUCCUAUUGUCCUGAUUGUUGCGAAGUGGUCGACCAAAGACGUCGAAAUGCUCUUCAUUAUGCCUUGGAGAAGAGUCAACCUCGAAUUAUUGAUUUUGUUCUGAUGGAUACAUGGCUUAGCAACGUCCUCUUAAAUGCCAAGGAUGUUGACGGCAACACACCCCUCCAUCUACUUAAUGCUCUUCUCUACACCGAGAGGCCUUUCAUUGGUGAUGAUAGGGUUGAUAAGAUGGCAUUCAAUAAGGAAAACAUGAACGUUCUCGACGUCAUUGAAGCUAAUGAUUAUUUGAUAUCUCUCAAGCAUGCUUUGAAAAGGAAUGGUGCAGUAUCAGGCCAUCGAAUUCUAAGAGAAAAUGAUCAUGAUGGCCAGAAAUUAAUAAAGGAAAACAAAGGUGGUGAAGACACUGAAUUGGAUAAAAAUAUAAGAGAAUCCCAUCUGAUAGUGGCUACACUCGUAGCAACUGUUACAUUCACAGCAGGUGUCACCAUGCCUGGUGGUUAUUACCAAAGUGAUGCAUCAGGGGAAAUGCCAUGAGUAAAGUAUCAAAGCAAAAUGUUAUGGUCCCGGCCCCGGCACCGAUUAAAGGACCAAGUCCGGGUUAUGCAGUUCUAACAAAAAAUCCAGCUUUCCAAAUUUUUUAUCUGGUCAAUAUGCUAGCCUUGUGUUUGUCCACUUAUUCUGUCCUUGUGCGCCUUGUCUUAUUGACACUCCCAGAGGGAAAAGAGAGGUACAAAACAUUUUGGCAUUCUACUAUAUACACCACUAUUACGUCUGUACUUGCAAUGAUGGGUGCAUUCAUUUCAUGCACAUAUGGAGUCUUAGGUGAUUCUCCAGCACUUGCUCACUCGGGUUUAGUUAUU
This is a messenger RNA of Prunus avium (sweet cherry), 2199 nucleotides long. Its product is annotated as protein ACCELERATED CELL DEATH 6-like. Gene Ontology annotation, molecular function: protein binding. The record is from RefSeq and is a predicted model, not a curated record. NCBI's taxonomy places the organism in Eukaryota, Viridiplantae, Streptophyta, Magnoliopsida, Rosales, Rosaceae. Gene Ontology annotation, cellular component: plasma membrane.